UUGUUGUUGCUCUGCAACCAGGAAGUAGCCUCUCAGAAUUUGGGUGUGAGGCUACAAUAGCGAGUAGUAUAAUUUAGUUUUACUACGCUUUUUAUUAUACAAUAACUUAUAACUACAGCCAGUUUCACUCGAAUUAAUAUUCUUCCCAGUAGAGUAAAGAAAAAAAGUCGUAAGUAUCCGUCUUUGGCUACUUUCUUUGUUUCUUUUUAGAGAGAACUUGUCUCGACAUGAACAGUAUGCGUGUAGUGUUUCGUUUUGUAAAACUGUAGUUUUAUUUUUAGUUUGUAUUUACUAUAGAAGGCAAUUUGAAUCAAACAAAGGCAGAAAUAAUUAAGCUCCCUGCAUGGUGUGUGCACUGACCGCAGAUGGUGCUGGACGAAAGUGCGCGGAGCUGCCUGCUUCGCCACCGCCGCAACCUGGAGCAGGACAUCAAGCCCUCUUACCUGAUGGAUCACAUGAUCAGUGACGGCGUGCUGACUGGGGAGGAGGAGGAGCGCAUCAGCUCCCUGACGACGAGGAAAGAUCAGGCAGUGGCGCUGCUGGGACUGCUCUUCAAGAAGGACAACAAUGCUUUCAUCUCCUUCUACAAUGCCCUGGUCAAGGAGGCCUAUGAGGAUUUGGCCAGCUUGCUGCACGACGGCAUUCCUGGCGCCUUUCAGAGUUAUUCAGAAAGCUAUGUCCAAACAGUGCUCAGUGAAGGUGGGGUGCCUCAGAGGCCAGUGGUCUUUGUCAACCGACCAGAAUUGGUCAACGGGAUCCGGGAGAAACUGUACCGUCUCCAAAAGGAAGCGGGCUGGGUGACAGUGUUCGGCAUGGCCGGGUCAGGCAAAUCUGUUCUAGCUGCUGAAGCUGUCCGAGACCACCGACUCAUUGAAGAGUGUUUCCAAGGAAGCGUCCAAUGGCUAUCCAUCGGCCAGUUGGACAAAGCCGACCUGCUGGUGAAGAUCCAAGCGCUGUGCUUUCGCCUGGAGCAGAGCCUGGACACCCAGUUUCUUCACCGGCCUCCCACCUCUCUGGACGAGGCCAAGGAACGCCUGCGCUUCCUCAUGCUACGCAGAUACCCAAGAUUUCUGCUGGUUCUGGACGACAUUUGGGACAGCACGGUGCUCAAAUCAUUUGAUAUCAACUGUCGCAUUCUGCUGACCACCAGAAACAGAAGCCUUGCUGAUUCCGUUAGCGGUGUUAAGUACGAAGUAGAGGUUGCUAGUGGUCUGGAUGACAAGAAGGCACUGGAGAUUAUUGCCUUGUACACCGGAAGCACACCUGAGGGACUACCAAAAGAGGCUCCGAGCAUCGUGAAAGAAUGCAAAGGCUCGCCUCUGGUGGUCUCGCUUAUCGGAGCACUGCUCAAAGAGAAACCCGACCGCUGGUGCUACUACUUGCGUCAGCUGCAGCAGAAGCAGUUCAAGCGCAUACGGAAGUCGUCUUCGUACGACUACGACGCGCUGGACCAGGCCAUGUCCGCUAGCAUUGAGGUGCUUCCCGACGAACAUCGAGAGUUCUACAGGGACCUCGCUGUGUUUGAGAAGGACGUCAAAAUUCCUGCUAAGGUCUUGUCCGUCCUGUGGGGUUUGGAGACGGAGGAGGUGGAGGACAUUCUAGAGGAGUUUGUCAACAAAUCUCUGCUGUUUGUGGACAGUCACAGCAGACCGUACUUGUACUACCUGCACGACCUCCAGCUGGACUUUCUGGCCGAGCAGAACCACGCCCACCUGGAGAACCUUCACACCAAAGUGGUGCGUCAAUACCAACAGCACUACAGCCAUACCCCACCCACAUCAGGAGAUGUAGAGUGCCUCUACUGGAUUCGGUUUUUGACCUACCACAUGGCCAAAGCCAACCUCUCCCAGGAGCUCUUUUCCCUCAUGUUCUCUUUGGAUUGGGUCGCCCUAAAGGCCAAGAUACUAGGUCCGGCUCAUUUGAUUAAUGACUUUGUGGACUAUGGACCUAUUCUGGACAAAGAGAAGAGCGAAAUGCUCAGUCAUUUCCAGGAGUUUUUGUCGCUGAGUGGCCACCAGCUGGAGCAGCGUCCUUUCCCUGACAUAGUUCAGCUUGCUCUGUCGCAGCCGCAGACCUCGGAAGUCUACAAACAGGCUCUACAGCAGGCGCAGAACCGGGCCAGAAGCGGGAAACUCUACUUUGAUCUGCUAAGUAAAAGCGGCGUGGAGAGCCUGUGCCGUCUGGUGAUCCAACCUCAGCAGAGUUCCGUCUACGCUGCCUGCUUCUCCCACGAUGGGACCAAGAUUGUCUCCUGCGGCGCAAGCAAGACGGUCAAGGUGUUUAGAAGUACCUCCGGCGAGAAGCUCACGGAAAUCCAGGCCCACGAUGACGAGGUUCUCUGUUGCGCCUUCUCUCCGGAUGACCGCCUCCUAGCGACCUGCUCCAGCGACAGAAAAGUGAAGGUGUGGAACAUGGAGCGCGGCAUGCUACUGAGGGCCUUUGUGGAGGAGCACGAAGAGCAGGUCAACCACUGUCAGUUUACUAACACGACAAAGCGCCUCCUGCUGGCCACCUGCUCCAAUGAUAAAUUUUUGAACGUCAAGCUUUGGAACCUCAACAAGCCUUCCUCACAAAACACCAUGUUCGGCCACCUUCAGCCCGUCAACCACUGCUGUUUCUCCCCCGACGAUGCCUACCUGUCCACCUCCUCCAACGACGGUACCGUCAAGCUUUUUCUGGCGUCCUCCGCCAACGAGUGGAAGACCAUCAACGUGCGGCAGUGGUGCUCGGACGCUAGCGAGGAAGUCCCAGUCAAAUGCAGCACAUGGACAGCUGACGGCAAGUGUGUCGUGUGCGCCGUCCGGAGUGCCGUCCUGGUGAUGGACGUGGAGACGUCGCAGAUGCUGUUGGAGAUCAGACCGGGUCGUUUGAGCAUGGUGCAAUACUGCCACGCCUGUCCCACCAGCAACCUGCUGGCUAUCGCCUUCUCUAACUACGCGGUGGAGCUGUGGGACUUGGAGGCCAAUAAGAAAAUGGCCGACUGCAGCGGUCACCUGAGUUGGGUCCAACGAGUCCAGUUCUCCCCUGACGGCUCCCAGCUGCUCUCCUGCUCAGACGACAACACUAUCAGGUUGUGGGAGACAAACAAGGUGCACACCACCUCAGCGGUGCGUCUGAAGAGAGACGCUGAUGUUUACUUCAGCGACGCCGAAGCAGAAGGGUCGGACGAAAUAGUGGUUUCGGCUGCAGACAACUGCAACAGGCUGCAGGUGCGUGAUGGCAGAGCAGGCGUGGUGCUGUUUCAGUCGGCGGAGAUGACGUCGCGGAUACGAUGUACCUGCGUGUGUCGGCAGCCUUUCGCUGUGGCUUUCGGUCAAGAGGACGGCACCGUGCAGGUAAAAAAAACCAUACGGCCUAAUACUCACAUGAGUACCUCAUCAAACUUUGUGGUGGUUUCUUCACGCCAGGUGCUGGCCAUACCCUCUGGCAAGGUGCUUGCCACCCUGCAGGGACACACCAGGACAGUGCUGCACUGCCGGUUCGUCCACGGCGGCCAAACGCUGAUCACAUCAUCUGAGGACACCACCAUCAGGGUGUGGAGGUGGCAGACAUGUGAGUGUAAAGUGCUGCAGGGCCACAAGGAGCAAGUCAGAGGCUUUUCUUUGCUCUCAGACUCGCCUGCUGAGACAAGAUUGCUGUCUUGGUCCUUUGACGGGACGGUCAAGGUGUGGGAUCUUGGAAGCGGAGAAAAGCUGCAGGACGUGGAGGCUCACAGAGGAGCCGUCCUGUCCUGUCACGUCUCCCCUGAUGGACGUCGCUUUGCCACCACCUCUGCUGACAAGACAGCUAAGGUGUGGCACAGUGAGUCUUGGCAGUGUGUCUACUCGCUUCGCGGGCACCAAGACUGCGUCAGGAGCUGCCGAUUUUCCUGGGACGGGCAACGACUCGCGACUGGGGACGACGGUGGUAAGAUACGGCUGUGGAGCGUGGAGGAUGGCUCCUUGUUGAAGGUGUGCACACAAGACGGAAAGGACGGAAUGGAUUCGCUGCACGGAGGCUGGGUGACCGACCUGCACUUUUCCCCAAACAACUCUCUCCUGGUGUCCACAGGCGGCUACGUCAAGUGGUGGGACGUGGACCGAGGCGAAGCCCUGCAGACCUUCUACCCGACGGGAAGCGCUUUGAAGAAGAUGCACGUGUCAGCUGACUUCUCCACGUUCGUCACCAUCGACAACAUCGGGAUCCUUUACGUCCUUCAAAGGGUGGCCUAAGUUAGCCCCACAGCCAGGACAUUAACACCAGCAUGAUAAAACACAAGUUUACAUCUCACAGGUCUUCUGGAUCAUUCAGAGCCGUUCACCCAUUUUCUACCGUUUGUCCCUUUUAGACGUGCGCAAUUUUCAACACGGCUGUUUGUAAUUCAGCAUUUGUGAUUUUCCUCUGAGCCGCUGGAAGUGCAUUAUUUUUGUAAUGUCACUUAUUGUGAUAUUUCUCCAGAGUACAAGCCUUAUUGUGGAUUACUGUAUUAUUAUGAAAUACUAUAUGUGUAAGGCCUCAAUCAAAGCCUGUGAGAAAUAUUUACUAUUCUUAACUGUUUGUAAAAAUGUUUUCAAUGAUGAAAUGAAACCUUAAGUAUUUUUAUCUUACUAAUGUUUCUGCAAUUGAAAGCAGGACGACAAUCUAUCACAUAGGGUAUUAUUGGUAUGACAGGGGAAAUCGUGCCUCUCUGCUUUCAGUGAUUUAUCAAUAGAGCCAAAAAGCAUGCACUAAAGGUAACAUUUUGCACAUUGUUUUGUAUUAUGUGCUCUUCUUUUUGAAUGGUGCUAUGUCAAAUCAUAUUUUCCUUCAUCUUGCUCAGGAUCUAUUAAUACUGUUAUUGUACUAUGUGAGUGUAAUGAAAUUAAUGAGCCAUUAAAAUAUGUAUUUGUGUCAUUUUAAGCUAUAAGCUCUUAAAGCUAGCAUUUGGAGAACUUAAAGUAAAACUUGACCA
Messenger RNA from Entelurus aequoreus (snake pipefish), 4930 nucleotides. It is a transcript of the gene apaf1, whose product is annotated as apoptotic peptidase activating factor 1. NCBI's taxonomy places the organism in Eukaryota, Metazoa, Chordata, Actinopteri, Syngnathiformes, Syngnathidae. Gene Ontology annotation, molecular function: protein binding; ADP binding. Gene Ontology annotation, biological process: apoptotic signaling pathway; regulation of apoptotic process. The transcript is spliced from 26 exons. Bases 366 to 4211 code for a protein of 1281 amino acids. Gene Ontology annotation, cellular component: apoptosome. The record is from RefSeq and is a predicted model, not a curated record.